AUGAUGGAAAUGGAAAAGCUGAAGGAGGCUUUGCAUUUUAUCUGCUCCUCUGAUUUCUUGAGGAUGGCUCUGUUUUGGAACUUUGCUCUCAUCUAUUCUUACUUUCAAUUGCUUAAAAGAAGCAUCUUUGGCUCAAAAUCAACUUCCUUUUCUUCUUCCUCCAUCAACACUUCUUCACACAGACCUAUUUGUGUUAUCACUGGUGCUACUUCGGGUCUUGGUAAGGCCACCGCCUUUGCUCUUUCAAGGAAGGGGUUCUACGUCGUUCUUGUUGGACGGUCCUCUCAUUUACUAUCUAAGAACGUAGAUGCUCAACUCAAAGCUUUUGAAGUUGACAUGUCUUCUUUUCAAUCGGUUUUGAAGUUCAGAAACUCUCUAGAACAAUGGCUUUUAGAAUCAGAUUUACAUUCUUCUAUCCAACUGUUGGUCAACAAUGCUGGAAUACUGGCUACAUCGAGCCGACCAACCGUUGAAGGCUUUGACAGGAUGAUGGCUACAAAUUACAUUGGUGCAUUCUCUUUGACAAAACUUCUUUUACCGCUUCUGAGAAACAGUCCUGUGCCUUCACGAGUCGUGAAUGUGACAUCUUUUACACACCGUUCUGUUUUUUCUGCGAGGUUUGACAAGGAUUCUGUUACGGGAGUGUACUCUUCGGAAUCAAAGCAAUAUCCUAGUGCUAAGAUCUAUCAGUAUUCCAAAUUAUGCCUUUUACUCUUCUCAUACGAGCUUCAUAGACAGCUUCACCUCACAGAUGAUUCACAUCAUAUCUCUGUUGCAGCUGUAGAUCCAGGAGCAGUAAAAACAAACAUAAUGCAUGAGCUUCCUUCAUAUAUACAAGUCUUGGCGUUUUGCAGUCUCAAGAUUCUUAGACUCAUGCAGUCCUCAGAGGAUGCAGCUGAAUCUGUCAUUGAUGCUGCUUUAGCCCCACCUGAAGUGUCAGGCAAAUAUUUCUUUGGAGGAAACGGGAGGACCAUUGAAUCCUCAGCGGUUUCUCAUGAUCCAAGACUUGCUAAGGAACUCUGGGACACUUCAUGUCUCAUAUUUGAUGAGCUGCAGCAAACUCACACUUGAAGAUGACAUAAUCAUAGUAUCCAAACUGUAGAAACUGUCUGAUUUGUCUACAAUCUUCUAGAAAUAUAUAGCAAAUGUGGCCUAGCCACUUGUCAGUUUUGAGUUUUCUUAGUUCAGUGACACUGUCCACAAAUAAUGCAGUAGGCAGAAUCACCACCACAUUGCUUCUAGUAUAUGUACACAUCAUGUUACAUUGAACGUUUGCGAGAGCGGCCUAAGACGGGCCUUUUCGACUAUUAUUAAACCUUUUUGGGCCUUUCUCUUCAAU
This is a messenger RNA of Eruca vesicaria subsp. sativa (arugula), 1339 nucleotides long. Lineage: Eukaryota; Viridiplantae; Streptophyta; Magnoliopsida; Brassicales; Brassicaceae. The record is from the annotation of a GenBank genome assembly.